Porites lobata is the source of this 3114-nucleotide messenger RNA. The record is from the annotation of a GenBank genome assembly. Lineage: Eukaryota; Metazoa; Cnidaria; Anthozoa; Scleractinia; Poritidae.
AUGUAUUCGCUGCGUGACAUUUUAAGCGGUUAUGUGAAGAAAGAGCGGAACGCGGAGGGAUCACCUUGCAACGAACAAAGUAGCAAAACAUUGUUCUCCAAAGAAACCUUUGAGUGUUCCAUGGAAAAUGGAAACCCUGUGUCUUCUCGUGCGUCUGACCUUGAACUUGGUCACCAAACUGAUUCGUUACCAGACAACUUCGAAUGGUCCAAAGAAAGUGGAAACCCUGCGCCUUUCCGUGCACGUGAUUGUGGGCUUGAUCACCAAACUGGUUCAUCACCACUUACAUCAACACAUCUGUUAUCUUUGCGAGAGAGAAUAAGCCCAGAGGAAUACUAUUCUAAUAUUCGAAAACGCAAUGUUCAAGGAAUAUUGCCUGACAAAAAAAGGUUCAAGGACGAUUUAGUACACCGAAACAGAGAGACAAUGACUUCAACUAGUUGUAGUACGGCAACUUUAAUGGCACUUAAAUCAGCUUAUCGAGUACCCUUUUCCGGAGAAAAGAGCACUCAAGAAGAUACCUAUGAUCAAAUGAGCAACAUGAUGUCCAGUUACCAGAAAAAUUCGCCACCUUUUAAAUCAGCUAACAAGCCACUUCCUUCACGAGGCAAUUUUUAUGCCAAAGAGGACGAGUCACGGAUUCAAUUAAGCAAAGUUUAUCAGAAUCCGUACAAUGCAAAAGCUGUGAAGGCUUUUAUUGAUGCUCUAACCAAAAAACAAUGCCAAUUUUCAUUUAAACAAGGAAGUGACCAAACUUCUGGGCACAGCAAACACCAGGAAAUGUUAUCUGAAGAGCAGCCAAUUAAACAGAAUAGGAAAACGUUGUUCACAAAUGGAUCAGGCAUUGUAAAAAGGAACCAGUUCACUAAAUUAACCGCACCAAAAAGGGAUUUGUCGAGGUCCCACCCGACCCGCGAGACAAGUAAUUUUCAGAGUACAAUGUUACCGAGGAGAGAUCAAUUUCCAGACAUGGGUGCUACAAGCAAAAAUGGGUCAGUCUACCCAUAUGAAACCGAGAAUUAUUCCUUUCACAAUAGCUCCCUUGAAAUUAUUCCAUGUUAUCAUGUUUACAAUAUAAGGCCCUCUACGCCAAAUUCCCAUUUCACAAUCACACCACAACACUUCCGUGUCAUGGAGGAAAUCGCCCAACAGGACGACCCUGCGAAUAAAAUCGGGGUCUACAAGCCUGAAAUAUCUUUCCUCAAUGAGAAGGGAAAGCAAUGUUCGCAGAAAUCUAUCUGCGGGAUAUCAAAAAACCUCACAAGAAGCGGCGCCAGUAGUUGUCAGUGGUACCAUCAGGAGCAGCCACGCCCCCACCCUGCACCGUGUGCAGAAAACCAACGCCCUUCAGUGAUCAUGGUUCCCGCAAGCUGGAGUAAUAUAUCUUCCAGAGAAUCCCAUGUCCCACUGAAGGUAAUUAAUUCCAAAAUAUAACUUGGCAGUUCAAAGUUAUCAUAAGAAAGAGCUUAAAGAGUUCUUUUGAGCCUGGAGAUUAAAGUGAAGCCCCACUCCUAUUUUCACGGUUAGAAUAACCACGAAUUCUGCCUGCGCGCCAUACUGGUAUCCUCGUAGCACCCCAGGGAAUUACAGACAAUCGAGUGGAAGUCUCAGGGGAGUCCUUCUUUCUAUUUUAGCCAGCUAUCCCGCGAUUUCAGUCUCUUUUGCCAAGUAAGGCCGUUCUUAGCCGGGUUAUAAUUUUGGGUUUACUACUCGGUGUAAAAACUCGUGAAGUUUUUAUUUGGUUUCUAGCUAUUCUUAUUUUCCUUGGCUCUAUUGUGUUGACCCCUCAGUGGCUUCUUUGUAUUCAUUGUUUUACGUCACUCGUGAGUUUCACAGGUUUUUACACCGUGGAUGAGCAAUAAUUUUUUACCUCCCAACCUUCCCUUCGCGCGGUGUACCCUCCUUUCCAUUCUCUGUCUUACUACCCUUUGCCUUUGCAAAAUCUCGCUUCCCAUAACUUAUUUCGCGAACGCAGUGAGUGUUUAUUCUGGUAUACUAGAUUCACCUCUUACUAGACCAAGAUUCAUUUCACAUCUUGUUAUUUUGUACUACUUACACGGUCUGCAAGAAGUUCCAUUCUAAUCACACCACACUAUUUUUUUGUCUUGAAAAAUCUUCAUAAUUGAGUCUUGAAGCCAGUCCAAGUAACAACUGAAUACGUGCAUGCAUUUUUUUGACAACCAUUCAAUAAACUUACAGAAAUGUUAGUUGCAAUGUGAUUCAAAAAAUAUAAAUGGGAGACAAACCUGCCUACUAUUAAAGUUCAUUUUUAUUAAAAGCUCUCUCCCUUUUCCAGGUAGAUGCAUCCUUUACUGAGCGGUCAGAUGGGAAGAAGGUAAGUGCUCAAGCGGAGUUUUAUCGUUUGUUUGUUCAGUUUAUUUGAGAAAGGAUUCAUUAGCUUUGGCGCCGCCUAAAACGUAGCCUGAGAAAACAGCCUACAUUUCGCCUGGCGACCACUGGUUUCCCGCCAAAAUGACAUCUGAGGAACGAGCGCAGAAAUUCCAUACUGAUGACGUGUCACUACCCAGUACUUUCGAUUCGUCCUGGUGCGAGGAAAAUUUGCUUCAACCAAUCAGAAUCACUACCCAGAUCUGUUUAGGGACACGUCAUUGGUACGGCCUUUCUGAAGUCGUUCCUCAGACGUCAUUUCGCGGGGAAAGCAGUCACAGUGACGUCAGCUGUAAAUCGUAACAAACAAUUUUUAUCAUAUUUAGCUAGUCUUCUCACAAAGCAGUGUCUUUUUCAUAGGAUAACGUGGUCGAUUUAGAUUCAUCUGACGAUGAUGAUGGAGAAAAAGAAAAAUACUUCCAAGUGAACAUGGAUGGAAAAACUGCAUCUUUUAAGUUGACUAAAGAAGACUGGAACAGAAUUCCAAUAGGUACUUUUCCAAGCGGUGGGCGACUGCUUUCAGGGGACUGGCGAAAAAUUUUCGUCAACAAAGUUAAAGAGAGCAACCCAUGGUGCAGUCUGCGCUUCAAAAAUAAUCACGUGAGAUCAGAAAACUCGCGCAAGAUCUACUCAGCGGUCUUUUUCAGAGGGGCCGCAGAAUGCAAGCGACCAGAGUGCAAUGUGAAAGUGCGAUUUGUUAUCCAGAAAGAGAAAGGAAAAUAUGUG